AUGUUCUGGAAACGUUCAAAGACAGACAGCAAGCAGAAAGAGAAGCAGCAGCAACAGCUUCAGUCUGCGCCUCCGUCUCUCCCAAGGCAGUCCGGCCUAUCUUCUCUCCAAGAGUCAUCCAGUCGACCAAUCUCCCACUCAGGGACACAGACACCGGUUGGAAUUGACGACGAUGCAAAGUACCGAGCAAUAAUCAAAUAUCUGCAUGCAAGGCUUGCUACCAGCAAAUGGUGCCCUCCCCCAUCAGACCCUGACAGCGAAUACCAUGGCUUGCUGCUUCGAAAGUCCCGAGGCGUCUACAUCUCCGAGCCGGAUUUGGUCCAUCCGCUGCUGCUCGGCGCAGUGCAGAAGAUCAAUGUCGCCGUCGCCUUCACCAUGGCCACGGAGAUCACUAGGAUCAUCUUCUCUAUCCUGCAGCCAGACCAGACCGAGCUGAUUCUCCCUUCCGGCUUCCAAGUCCAGGUAGUCCAGUCUCUGUCUGAGAUUGCCUGCUCACCGUCUAGUGCAGUCAAGAAGUUUCAGUACGUUGCGCUGGUUAGGGAGGAGAGGCUCCUCUUGAUCUGGCAUGACGAGCUCGAAAAGAUCCUUAUCCAUGCUGAGGACGUUGAAGAGAAGCUCCUUGCCUUUAUCUGCGGAACUCGUAUCUCAGUCAUUGCUCCCUCGCAGACGCCGCAUCACUCUCUUCCACAUUCCACUAUCGGAUCCCCAGCUGCAUCUACCCGCAACAUUGUGCCCCUUUGGAACAAAGAAGCCAGUGGACUGGCAAACCCACCCCUGUGUGUCCGGGAUGAAGAGGCAGCCGCACCAAUAGAGUCCCUGGACCGGCCAUUGGCCCUGACAAGCUCCAUCUUCGUGGGCCUGGGAAUGUGUCUGAUCGUGGUGCUCCUCCUAGGAUUUGGUGUCUCGAACCUCCUUCUCCAGACUCUCGUGGAUGGAUCAUACAUUAGAUUCGCAUUGGUUGCCUCUCUGCCGAUAUUCAUGCUCUUUAGCGUCUUCUUUGUCAUUGUUAUAUUCUCAGACUUAUUCCAGGCCAUUGGGCCCAUCAAGACGCUGAAAACGAACUCCCGCUUCUAUUCCCCCGUUAGGCCGGAUCUCUCGCAGGCCUAUGCCAUGGGCUUCAAGCCGCCUCGCAUCACCAUUCAGCUGCCGGUAUAUACUGAGUCCCUCGCUGGUGUUAUUAUCCCUACAGUGACCAGUUUGAAAGCUGCCAUAUCCUACUACGAAUCCCACGGAGGAACUGCCACAAUCUUUGUCAAUGAUGACGGCCUCGCAUAUCUCUCUGAGGAGCAGCGGGAAGAACGCAUCAGCUAUUAUCAUGACAAUAACAUCGGAUGGGUCUCGCGGCCAAAGAACAACGAGGAUGGCUACAUCCGCAAGGGCAGGUUCAAAAAGGCUUCUAACAUGAACUUUGCGCUCAAUGUCUCAAACAAAGUAGAAGACAGGCUGCUGGAGAUGCUCGCAGAUACCUUGGAUACAACCGAAAUGAUCGAUGCUUCUCAAGAAGAAGCCUAUUACAAGCUGGCCUUGCAGGAAGUUCUCGAAUCUGAUAGCCGGAUCAAAGCCGCAGGAGAUAUCCGAAUCGGAGAAGCAAUUCUCAUUGUCGAUGCUGAUACUCGAGUGCCAGUCGAUUGCUUACUCUACGGGGCAGCCGAAAUGUUCUUAAGCCCUGAAGUGGCUAUUAUUCAACAUUCAACUGGUGUCAUGCAGGUCGUUGGAGAUUAUUUCGAGAAUGGAAUUACAUUUUUUACCAACCUGAUCUACUCGUCCAUCCGUUUUGCGGUUGGCAGUGGUGAAACGGCGCCUUUUGUCGGCCACAAUGCAUUUCUUCGCUGGAAGGCUGUCCAAUCGGUGGGAAAACCGGACGACGGCUAUGUAGCCUACUGGUCCGAGAGCCAUGUGUCUGAAGAUUUUGACAUUGCACUUCGGCUGCAAAUUGCUGGUGAUAUCGUUCGUCUAGCGAGCUACCACGGUGAUGAGUUCAAGGAAGGUGUAUCUCUGACUAUCUACGAUGAAUUGGCAAGAUGGGAAAAAUACGCCUAUGGAUGCAAUGAAUUGGUGUUCAACCCGAUCUAUACCUGGAUCUACAAGGGCCCUUUUACUAAGCUCUUCAUGACAUUCCUUUGGUGCAACAUGCAGCUUUCAUCUAAGAUUACCAUCCUGGGAUAUAUCUCUUCCUAUUAUGCUCUUGCCUCUGGCUUCCCUCUCACUAUCUUGAAUUACUUUUUGGUAGGAUGGUUCAACGGCUACUUGGACAAGUUCUACAUCGAAUCCUGGAAAGUUCUCCUGAGUCUUAUCGUUGUGUUUUCACUGCUCGGCAAUGUAACCCUUGCCAUCAUCCGAUCCCGUCUUUCAGAGAAGAGCCUCUGGUCCGCUCUCAUCGAAAACUUCAAAUGGAUGCCCAUGAUGGCUAUCUUCUUCGGCGGCGUCUCGUUUCAUCUCAGUCUGGCACUCCUCUCCCACAUGCUCUCUAUCAAGAUGGAAUGGGGCGCCACGGCAAAAGAGAAGGUCGACUCCAACUUCUUCAAGGAAAUACCCAAGAUCUUCAAGAGCUUCAAGUGGAUGUAUGCCAUCCUGAUCCCCCUGAUCGGUGGGAUGAUAUAUCUUGGGAACUUCGCGCCACGAGGUUGGGAGAUCAAGGAGGUUGCUGCCGUCGUUCCCAUGGCCGUGACCCUGUCUCUCCACGCUCUGCUCCCCUUGCUUCUCAAUCCCUCGCUCAUGAUCUUCAACUACUAA
Messenger RNA from Nannizzia gypsea CBS 118893, 2733 nucleotides. RefSeq lists its product as hypothetical. The transcript has 9 exons. Bases 1 to 2733 code for a protein of 910 amino acids. The record is from RefSeq and is a predicted model, not a curated record. Lineage: Eukaryota; Fungi; Ascomycota; Eurotiomycetes; Onygenales; Arthrodermataceae.